Molecule: messenger RNA, 1409 nt
Organism: Pectinophora gossypiella (pink bollworm)
Lineage: Eukaryota; Metazoa; Arthropoda; Insecta; Lepidoptera; Gelechiidae
Gene: GatB
Product: glutamyl-tRNA(Gln) amidotransferase subunit B, mitochondrial
Exons: 7
Coding region: 1-1392 (463 amino acids)
Biological process (GO): mitochondrial translation; glutaminyl-tRNAGln biosynthesis via transamidation
Molecular function (GO): glutaminyl-tRNA synthase (glutamine-hydrolyzing) activity
Source: RefSeq, a predicted model, not a curated record
AUGCUCGUCAUCAGGAAAAUUGUUAGUCACCUUAUCAAUGCAAUAAUUAGAAUUAAUAUUAAGUAUUUAUUUACCUAUGUCAAACAUACUGCGGAUCUUUCGUCUUUCACCAGGCACAUCAUUCAAAUCAAAAAACAUUACUUUUACGCGGACUUGCCGGCCGGCUAUCAAAUCACACAGCAAAGAGCUCCUUUGGCUAAUGAUGGCAUUAUUAAUUUCCAGGUAUUUACCCCCGGAAUCCACAAGAAGCCAUACACCAAAAGUUCAAAGAUCAAGCAGAUUCAACUGGAGCAGGACAGCGGCAAGUCAUUGCACGAUGCCGAGUUGAAGAGGAGCCUCGUAGAUCUGAACCGUGCAGGGGCGCCUCUUAUAGAGCUUGUGUUUGAACCUGAUUUAGAGGAUGGAGAAGAAGCAGCAGCACUGGUCAAGGAGUUGGUACUCAUUGUGCAGCGCCUGGGCGCGUGCUCGGGCCGCAUGGAAGAGGGCGCUCUAAGAGUCGACGCCAACGUGUCUCUGCGCCGCCCCGGCCAGCCGCUUUCUACGCGCACUGAGAUAAAGAACAUUGGGUCAGUGCGCGGCGUGGCUGGGGCGAUCCGUCAUGAAAUCGACCGACAACGCGACAUCCUGGAGAGAGGCGGGACCAUCGUGAACGAGACUCGCUCCUGGGACGCCGCUAACAAGCUUACCGUCGCCAUGAGGGACAAAGAGACUGUGCAGGAUUAUAGAUACAUGCCCGAGCCCAACUUGCCGCCUCUUCGAGUGAACUUACACACCAGAGAGGAUAGUCGAGACGUGAUCAGCGUUCCACUGAUACAUGACAGAAUACCAGAACUGCCUGAAGCUACCAGAGCUCAACUUAUAGAAACCUUCCAUCUGCGACGAGAAACCGCCAUACAACUCGUCAAUGAACCCAUGCUUUUGGAGUAUUUUCAAGAACUCACCAAUGGAAGUUCCAAAAAUUCAACGAAAAUUGCCAAUCUGCUGCUGAAUGAUCUCCUGACAGUACUGAAUAAGAAAAAGGUUUACGUCGACGACUGCCCAGUAACAAUAAAACAAAUGACGGAACUCACAGAUUUGCUCUUCAAAAACGAAAUUAAUCUAGAUGUCUGUAGAAAAGUUCUAGAAGAAAUGGUCGAGUCUCCCGAUAGCGACGACUCGCCUACAAGGAUAAUAAAACAAAAAGGCUGGUCGCUAGUUACAGACGAAGAAGAAAUAGUCAAAAUAUGUAAAGGAAUUAUUGAAAAUAAUCCCAAUUUAGUGAAACAAUAUAAAGAGGGGAAGGGCAAAGUAUUCAAAGCUUUAUUAGGGAUAUUGGCUAAGAAUGCUCAGAGUAAGAUUGACAUGUCUGUUGCUGCGAAAAAGAUGGAAGAACUAUUAAAAAGUGAAAAAUAAAAAAUACAGAAUCAUAA